UCAAGUCCAAGAUCAGCAGCAUGAUCUCUGACCUCGAUCAGGAACUCGGCGAGAUGGGCUCCCCCACGGAGCAAAUGUCGCCCCACGGGAAAUGGGCGGCUGCCUGCUGAACCUGCUGUCGCACUUCUCCAGCAACUUCACCAACUCGCUGGACGGACGCAACCACCAGCUCGUGGAAAUGGACGAGCUCUACGGCGGCGCGCGCAUCAACUACAUCUUCAACGAGAUCUUUUCCAAGUCACUUCGUGAGGUCAACCCAUUUGAUGGACUCAGCGACGAGGACAUCCGCACCACGAUUCGCAACGCCAACGGCCCGCGCCAGUCGCUGUUCGUUCCGGAAGUAUCGUUCGAGCUGCUCGCCAAGCGCCAGAUCAGCAGGUUGGAGCAGCCCGGCCUGCAGUGUGUAGACCUUGUCUUUGACGAGCUGCAGCGCGUGACGUCGCAGUGCGAGACGAUCGAGCUCACGCGCUUCCCCGAGCUGCGCGACCGCGUCAUGGAAGUGGUCAACGGCAUGCUCCGUGCUUCGUUGGUGCCGACGCAAGCUAUGAUUCAGAACCUUAUUCAGAUUGAGUUGGCUUACGUGAACACAAACCACCCGGACUUCAUUGGCGGUAGUCGCGCGGUUGCACAGCUGAUGGAGAAGAUGCAGCGCGAGACGAUGGCGUCCGCGGGAGCCCCUACCAACCAAAUGAUUAACCAGGACCCGCGCCGCGCCGGACAGCCAGUAAAGCAAAGCGCCGCUCCAGCUGGACACGCUGGCGCCGCUGAGGAGAAGCAGGAAGGCAACGGCCUGCUGUCGUUCUUUGGUGGCGGUCGCAAGAAAAGCGGCGCGGAUGGCGUCACGAGCUCAAAGCCUGCAGUCGUCAAGCUUCCUCAGGUACCAGUGAGCAUGCGGCAGGGCGAUGACCCGACGGACCGGGAACGCAUCGAGACGGAAAUUAUCAAGAGUCUACUCGCGUCUUACUUCGAUAUCGUGCGGAAAAACUUCCUGGAUCUGGUGCCCAAGGCCAUUAUGUGCUUCAUGGUGGGGCACUCGAAGGAGAAUAUUCAGAACGAGCUCGUGUCAUCCCUAUACCGCGAGGACAAGCUCUCGGAGCUGUUGGCCGAGACGGGCGACAUUGCUGCCCGACGCUCGAACUGCGACGAGAUGCGAACACUACUCCAGCGCGCCCUAGAAAUUGUGAACGAGGUUCGCGACUUCAAUACGUUUAAGUGAAGCGGUCAGUGGCUGCAAGUAAUCAAGGCUCCAAGAGAGUAGAAGGUAGGUAGAGUGCGGUGGUUCAAGAAGUAGCUCCAUUUCGCGUGGCAUCAUCUCUCAAAAACACUUUCCGUUUGCCUUAU
Molecule: messenger RNA, 1341 nt
Organism: Phytophthora sojae
Lineage: Eukaryota; Oomycota; Peronosporomycetes; Peronosporales; Peronosporaceae
Exons: 1
Coding region: 92-1216 (374 amino acids)
Cellular component (GO): microtubule; cytoplasm; membrane
Molecular function (GO): GTP binding; GTPase activity; microtubule binding
Source: RefSeq, a predicted model, not a curated record